Molecule: messenger RNA, 468 nt
Organism: Didymodactylos carnosus
Lineage: Eukaryota; Metazoa; Rotifera; Eurotatoria; Philodinida; Philodinidae
Source: the annotation of a GenBank genome assembly
AUGAUUCGGGACAUUCGUAAUCAUAUUCAAUCGUGUGUUCCGUGUUGUCAAAAUAAUCAUCAGCGCCGCAAAGCACCGGGAUCGUUGAAACCGAUAAAACCACCGGAAGGUUUCUGGCAACUCCUAUCAAUGGAUUUUCAUGGACCGAUUAUACCUACAAGUCAACGGGGAGACAAAUAUAUCAUCUCGGCCACCGAUAUUCUCUCAAAAUAUGUCGUUGCCACGGCUGUUCGAGACUAUACCCCGGAAACAGCCGCUAGUUUCCUUAAUGAAGAGCUGAUAUUAAAAUAUGGUACACCUCAGGCGAUUCUAAUCGACAACGGUACUCAUUUCGACCAACCAUGGACGCCAAGAUCGCAUCGCUCUCCAACGAUCGUCGAACCAACUGGGAUGAACAGCUGCCCUUUGUUACGUUCAACUGCAAUACGAGUAUUCAUUCAACAACAGGAAUCAUCUCAUUUGAAUUAA